Molecule: messenger RNA, 510 nt
Organism: Emiliania huxleyi CCMP1516
Lineage: Eukaryota; Haptophyta; Isochrysidales; Noelaerhabdaceae
Exons: 2
Coding region: 1-510 (169 amino acids)
Biological process (GO): mitochondrial respiratory chain complex I assembly
Source: RefSeq, a predicted model, not a curated record
AUGACAUGUGUGUCCGCAGUUCGGCUCGCGUGGGAGCCGCGGCCGGUCACGGAGCGCGCGGGCUUGAGCUUUCCGGCUUUUUUUUCUGGCGCCGGCUCGGGCUUCGACUACAGGGGCCCUCGGAUGGCCAGCGGCUUUGGCACUCGCGCGCCAGUCGGGCGCUGCUUCCCGGUUUAUCGGGAGUUUGCGGAGUGCAUCUCGGAGAAGAGUGGGUCGCCUUCGGAGAAGGCGGCGGCGUGCGCGGAGCUGCGUGAGGACUACGUCGAGUGCUUGCACCAUAAAAAGGAGGCGCGCCUCGCCCACCAGCGGGCCAAGGGGAGUAGGGGCAGCCAUGUUACCGGCGCGUGUGCCUCUGAGCUUCCCAAGUGUGUGCCGCAGAUCACACGGCUCAAUGCGCUGUCCGACGAGCGGGCGCGCAAGAUCAAGGCUGGCGAGCCGGUGCCCAGCACGCUGACCGAGGACGCCAAGUCUGGCACCUUCCGCUUGCCCUUCACCAAUGUCAAGUCCUGA